AAAAACGAAAAAACUAAGGACCUCUCUUUCACUCUAGUCCCGUUUCCCCUCAACUCCCUCAUUCCAAACGAACAGGGGCCAAGCAAACACCUUAAACAGAGGCCGAGUGCUUAUUUCCUUUGACAGAGAAAGAGGGUAAGAGAAAAAAGAUGGAUGCCAUGGGGAAGCAGUUCGAUGUGCUGAUGGGCGCGGAUCGCAAUGGCGACGUAAGGGAGGUGAAUCGGAAGUACUACGACCGCGAUGUCUGCCGCCUCUACUUGUCCGGCCUUUGCUCUCACGAGCGCUUCCAAUUAACGGUAUCUCCUCAUUGAUUCGUUAAUCCGUUUCUCUUUUCUUUAUGCUUCGAUAAUUAAUUGUUAAUGGUUGACAUCCAUUUUCUUUCCCUUUGAACCCUGCUAUAUGUUUUCGAAGUGAUUGUCUGUGUUUGAUUUCUGAGAAAAUUUGGGGUUUUAGAAGCAGUACAAGUUUUUGGGGAGGGAGUGGGGGCAAGGUAGAAGCCUAGAAGGGAAACUGACAGAUAUACACCAUCUGGUUUUUAGAAUGUAGCCAGAGUUAUGUUGUUGUUACUCCUAAUUUUGGAAACCAAAUGGCUAGGUUUAUUUUAUGUUUAUUUUCUUUUUAAAUCUUUGCUUCUGUUAUAUAAACCAAUAAAUAACUGACGGAUGC
Rubroshorea leprosula is the source of this 666-nucleotide messenger RNA. The record is from the annotation of a GenBank genome assembly. NCBI's taxonomy places the organism in Eukaryota, Viridiplantae, Streptophyta, Magnoliopsida, Malvales, Dipterocarpaceae.